This is a messenger RNA of Closterium sp. NIES-67, 398 nucleotides long. NCBI's taxonomy places the organism in Eukaryota, Viridiplantae, Streptophyta, Zygnematophyceae, Desmidiales, Closteriaceae. The record is from the annotation of a GenBank genome assembly.
CUUCGGAUGUGGAGACAGUUUCGUCCGCCCAGUACUUCACCGUUCGCAGCUCCGAUACUGUUCACCCCGAAGAAAGAUGGCGGUCUACGAAUGUGCAUUGACUACCGCGCCUUGAACCGGGUUACCAUCAAGUCUCGCUAUCCUAUUCCGCGUGCCGACGAACUCAUCGACCAACUUCGUGGGGCAAAGUUCUUUUCGAAAAUUGACCUGCGAGGCGGUUACCACCAGAUCCGUGUCAACGACGCUGACUGCUACAAGAACGGCGUUCCGAACCCGAUACGGGAGUUACGAGUACACGGUCAUGCCUUUUGGCUUAACCAACGCGCCUUCAACAUUCCAGUUAACCAUGAACGAAGUUUUUCGGCCGCUGCUGGAUAAAUGCGUCAUUGUGUACCUCG